AUGCCGUUUCGGCGAAAAAUAAUUAGUAUUCAGUUGUCCUCUGAUAGUUUGAUUUUAGUGGAUGGAAAAUAUCAGUCGAAAAACGUUUGUUGGACUCGAUUAACAUGGAGGAUGGGUUCUCUUUCGGCCAAACUUUGCACCAAAAAAAAUAAGAUAUCUAAUCCGAUUGUGAACUGCAUGCAGGCCGUUGGGCAACAGGACCAGAUUAGACCAGAAAGAGAUACACAGCCCAAAGAGGAUGGCGCACCCGCCUGAACGGUCAGCUUCGACCCCGGGGGAGGGAGAGAGAGGUAGUAUUACGACACCGGUGGGGUUCAGCACGAUCAGGUUUUUGGUUAGGAUGUUUGAUUUUUGCUGAAAAGGAAACCCUUACGA
Messenger RNA from Pyricularia oryzae 70-15, 375 nucleotides. RefSeq lists its product as uncharacterized. The coding region runs from base 1 to 255 and encodes 84 amino acids. The transcript has 2 exons. NCBI's taxonomy places the organism in Eukaryota, Fungi, Ascomycota, Sordariomycetes, Magnaporthales, Pyriculariaceae. The record is from RefSeq and is a predicted model, not a curated record.